Manis pentadactyla (Chinese pangolin) is the source of this 3258-nucleotide messenger RNA. It is a transcript of the gene GFRA2, whose product is annotated as GDNF family receptor alpha 2. Gene Ontology annotation, cellular component: signaling receptor complex; external side of plasma membrane. Gene Ontology annotation, molecular function: signaling receptor activity. Gene Ontology annotation, biological process: nervous system development. NCBI's taxonomy places the organism in Eukaryota, Metazoa, Chordata, Mammalia, Pholidota, Manidae. The transcript has 9 exons. The record is from RefSeq and is a predicted model, not a curated record. The coding region runs from base 672 to 2066 and encodes 464 amino acids.
GCGAGAGCAAAGAGCGCGAGCCAGAGAGAGGGAGCCGAGCGAGGGAGAGAGCCAGACGCGCGCGGGGACCCACGGCCCCUGGACUUCCAUUGGGAAAAGUGAGAGGAGCCAGGGUCAGCGGGAGAAGGUGUUUCGAAUCUUUUCUUCGUCUUGUGCGAAAGAAGCGACUCGGGUCUCGUCCUCGGAGCUCCCACUGGAUGGUUCUUCGGCGCUGACACCCGUCGGUGGAUUUCUCUCCUCCUCGCGGUUCAUUCUGAGCCCCACCCUCGCCGCUUCCUUCCAGCCCUGCGCUCUCCAAUAGCCGCGCUCACCUCCCCAGGGCCCCUCCUGGGACGCGCAGGGGAAUUGGACCCGCGGGGACCCGCGCGCUCCCGGACUAGCGAGGGCAGGGCUGACCUGGGACGGCUGUCGGCGUGUACGGCAGAUCCACACACGUACGUGUGCAUUGGAUUCUGGUGGGCACGGGGGGCGUUGAGGGGCAGCCCGCCGCCCUCCGCCCCCACCCCCUCCAGCCGGAGGCGAGGAUUGCCGGACUCAGGAUAUUCCUCGGGCGCACUCGCUGUGCUCUCCGCAUUGGAUUCGGGACUGAUUGUCGCUGCUGGGCUAUUAUUAUUGCUGUUAUUGUUUUUACCCAAGGGAGAGAGACACAAAAACUGUGGGAUUUAUUUAACAUGAUCUUGGCAAACGCCUUCUGCAUCCUCUUCUUUUUAGACGAGACCCUCCGCUCUUUGGCCAGCCCUUCCUCCCUGCAGGGCCCCGAGCUUCACGGCUGGCGCCCCCCGGUGGACUGCGUCCGGGCCAAUGAGCUGUGUGCGGCAGAGUCCAAUUGCAGCUCCCGCUACCGCACGCUGCGCCAGUGCCUGGCCGGCCGCGACCGCAACACCAUGCUGGCCAACAAGGAGUGCCAGGCGGCCCUGGAGGUCCUGCAGGAGAGCCCGCUGUACGACUGCCGCUGCAAGCGGGGCAUGAAGAGGGAGCUGCAGUGCCUGCAGACCUACUGGAGCAUCCACCUGGGGCUGACAGAGGGCGAGGAGUUUUACGAAGCCUCACCCUACGAGCCGGUGACCUCCCGCCUCUCGGACAUCUUCAGGCUCGCUUCGAUCUUCUCAGGGACAGGGGCAGACCCCGCGGUCAGCGCCAAGAGCAACCACUGCCUGGAUGCGGCCAAGGCCUGCAACCUGAACGACAACUGCAAGAAGCUGCGCUCCUCCUACAUCUCCAUCUGCAACCGCGAGAUCUCACCCACCGAGCGCUGCAACCGCCGCAAGUGCCACAAGGCGCUGCGCCAGUUCUUCGACCGGGUGCCCAGCGAGUACACCUACCGCAUGCUCUUCUGCUCCUGCCAGGACCAGGCAUGUGCCGAGCGCCGCCGGCAGACCAUCCUGCCCAGCUGCUCCUACGAGGACAAGGAGAAGCCCAACUGCCUGGACCUGCGCAGCUUGUGCCGGACCGACCACCUGUGCCGGUCCCGGCUGGCCGACUUCCACGCCAAUUGUCGCGCCUCCUACCAGACGCUCACCAGCUGCCCUGCCGACAAUUACCAGGCGUGUCUGGGCUCCUAUGCUGGCAUGAUCGGGUUUGACAUAACGCCCAAUUACGUGGACUCCAGCCCCACCAGCAUUGUGGUGUCCCCCUGGUGCAGCUGUCGUGGGAGUGGGAACAUGGAAGAGGAGUGUGAGAAGUUCCUCAGAGACUUCACUGAGAACCCGUGCCUCCGGAAUGCCAUCCAGGCCUUUGGCAAUGGCACAGAUGUGAACUUGUCCCCUAAAAACCCAGCAGUCCAGGCCACGCAGGCCCCCAGGGUGGAGAAAAUGCCUUCUUUGCCAGAUGACCUCAGCGACAGCACCGGCCUUGGGACCAGUGUCAUCACCACGUGCACGUCUGUCCAGGAGCAGGGACUGAAGGCCAAUAACUCCAAAGAGUUAAGCAUGUGCUUCACAGAGCUCACGACUAAUAUCAUCCCAGGGAGUAACAAGGUGAUCAGACCUAACUCAGGGCCCUGCAGAGCCAGACCAUCGGCUGCCUUGACCGCUGUCUCUUUCUUGAUGCUGAAGCUGGCCUUGUAGGCUCUGGGAGCCUUGUUGGGAGAUUUCCAAGAGCUACAUGGAUGAGGACACCUGCCUGACAAAAUGGAAACACACACACAGACACACACACACACACACACACCCCUUUGCAAAAAAAAAAAAUUUUUUUUCCCAACUUGUCUCUGAACUUGUCUCUCCCAGGAUUCUUCUCUAGAGAAGAUUUUCUAAACCAAACAGACAAGCAGGCGGGCGGCCUGAAGCUAGCCAGGAGGUCCCCUGUCAAGGGACACCCAGCGCCAGGGAGGCACAAGGGUCUAGAAAUGCUCUUCACUGUCUCCUGGGGUUUUCCUCUCCACCCUGCUGAUAUAAGAGACCGAGGGGACAUCCUGCAGGCCAAGGGACUCUGGCUGUGGUGACGCGAGCUGGGAGCAGGACUCUGCGGCUGCUCUUCCCAAGCCACCCAUUCCAGGGACCUGUGGAGGGCUCGGCGGGUGGCGUCGGGUGGCAGAGCAGCAAGGCUGGGCCCUGGGGCCCGCUGGGCACGUUGUACCUCCGCUUGGCUUCAAGGAUGGAGUUUCUUUCACCCGGGUGGAGCAGGUCUCUCUCUGACCUGGGAGCCCCAGGGAUGCCUGCAGAGGGUGUGGCACUGGGGACCCCUGGCUGUAGCAGGGGGCUUGGGAACAAAGCCCGCCUGGAACAGUCUCUUGGGCACCGGGUUUCAUGCUUCCUCCUUGGUGGUAGGAAUUUUGAAAUCAAAGAGAAACGAUCGUUUGUUGGCUCUUCUGGUCCAUUUGGUGGGUCUCCCCGUGGGGAGAGGGGCCCACAGAGCGUGGUGGGGGCCUGCUGCCCCAUGCGUGGCCUCUGCAGCUCUCCCCCUUUCUUCCCUGUCCCCUUUCCCACCUUCUCUUCCCUCCUUUCCCAGACAAACGCCAACUGUAUGUACAUAACACGGCUCCUUUCUCUACAUAUAUGUAUAUUCACAUCCAUAUACAUAUAUCGUGUGGUUUCCCCCUUCUUUCCUUUUUUUAAGAAACAAAACUAUCGAAAAAAUACCCCAACAAAUGAGCGAAAAUGUAUUAUUGUAAAGUUUAUUUUUUUUAAUAAUGUUGUCUACAAUGGGAAAAAGGAGAUGCACCCCCUGUGUCUCUGCCCCAGUUGGGUUGACUGGGCCGCCGUGGGGGUUCCUGCCCCGCAUUCACACGUAGCCAAGGCUCCAAUAAAUGUACUAGGA